Plenodomus lingam JN3 is the source of this 1050-nucleotide messenger RNA. Lineage: Eukaryota; Fungi; Ascomycota; Dothideomycetes; Pleosporales; Leptosphaeriaceae. The record is from RefSeq and is a predicted model, not a curated record.
AUGCGCAAUAUGGCAAAUGUUACAGCCAAUGCAGGCGCUCCGCCUCCACCACCUCCAGGACCUUCACCGUCUCAGAUUCCUACAUCCUCCCAGCGUGUUACUUGCACCCGUCAUCCAGCGAGGGAGCUUACAGUUGAAGAAAUUACUGCUGGCUAUACACGUUGUCUUGAAUGUCGCACAAAGAACCAUGAGGGGGCUAUGAAGCGUCGAAAGCUUGGGGAUCUUACUAUUAGAUUAUCUGUUGAACCAGGUAUCCCAAGUCACAUACCUCGCGAUUUCCAUAGCUCUCAGAGGCGGAAGCAGCCCCGUACAAUCUUGCCUAUCCCGUAUACUCCGUUGUUAACGCCCCCAGUAUCAACGCCAUCACUACCGCCAACGCUUACUGUACAUUUUCCUACCCCUGCGGCUCCUCCUCAACUCGCAUUCGGUCCCAGUACACGUACAUCGGAAAGUAGUUCUGAAGUACCACAGUAUUUCAGGCGCGGGCAAUAUAGCGGUGACACCCAAAAGACAGCAGCAGCUAGACGGGAGCGGGACAAUAUACGUCGUGAUCAUCGAUAUCGGGAGAGGGCAGGAGAAGAAGUAUCACCUACCCCAAAUACCUCACAGAUAAGGCCACGACUUGCUCCUGCCACUUUGUCAAGUCCAUUGUCGUCGGCUCUUGCAACUAGUCAAUUAGAUGCGCCUCUGGGUUUACGCCAUACAAUCCGCCUGCAACUCCAGUACUUGGAUGUUCCAGUAAUGCAUCAACAUAUCGUGGACGUGGACGUCGUGAUUCUAUUCGGUCAUUAUCUCGAUCUCCGUCUCUAUCGCUGUCUCCAACUGAGAAACCAUACUUCACUUAUGUUUGGUGUACAUUCCCUCGAGCUAAUCGACAUGCUUAGCCUACUAAUCAUGUCAACUCUCAACACCAUCAGGGCAAGACGUGUGACUAUUGUGUUAACAAGAGUAAUCUCGAAACUAAUAAGAUGGCAUACUUGCUCAAUUGUAUUGUUGAAGGUCACGAGGCUCCUGCUAGAGACUUCUUCCGGGAUUGUGGAACGGGUAUAG